AAACGAUAAUAUACCGACUAAAGCUUCCAAAAUCCCGUCAAAAUCCCGCGAGAUUUGUGAUAUCAGAACAUUCUCGCGACAAUAACAGAGAGACUUUGUUAGAGUGCCGAAAAUAUGGCGGACAGGCUAACGCAACUCCAAGACGCUGUCAAUUCGCUCGCAGAUCAGUUUUGUAAUGCCAUCGGCGUCCUGCAGCAAUGUGCGCCUCCGGCCUCCUUCAGUAACAUCCAGACAGCAAUCAACAAAGAUCAGCCCGCAAACCCAACCGAAGAAUAUGCCCAGCUAUUUGCUGCCCUGAUUGCCAGAACGGCCAAAGAUGUGGAUGUACUAAUUGACUCCCUGCCCAGCGAGGAGUCCACGGCAGUUCUGCAGGCGGCCAGUCUGCGUCAGCUGGAGGAGGAGAACCACGACGCAGCAGCUCGCCUGGAGGAGGUGGUUUAUCGUGGUGACGUGCUGCUGGAGAAGAUCCAGAGCGCCCUGGCUGACAUCGCCCAGUCUCAGCUCCGCACACGCAACGGAGCGCCAAGCCAGCCCUCGCCGGCCGAAUCCUGACCCGCGGCGAACACAGUGAAGUCCUGGACAAUUCUCAAUUCGUUGACUCUUCAUUUUUACCCUCAGACAUCCGCUGCUGGCCUCAAAACAGUCCGAGCAUGUCUGUAGGGGAAAUGCAAAUGAAAUGUCAUUUGGUUGCUUAGCAACGCUAAUUCAAAUGGUAAAGGUGGGUCUUCACAGACGCACCCUUUUUUUUCAAAAAGGACCUUUGUGUUCACAUGCUGAGAUAUCGUUUGUCUCCACAACAUUGGUCUGAAUGUGUGAUUUGUCACCAUGCCUUUUAUUUAAUGUUGAUCAAGUCUGUUUUUUUUUUUUUGUAGAUAUUUAUGAAUGAAUUGAUUUAAAAUUCUUGUUUUGGUGUAUCCAGUGAAAAAGCUCUAGACAAGCUUUAGACCAUUUGACAAACUUGCUCUGCUCACUGUAACUCUGACGCAUUUUGUUUUCUUUUUUAAAUAAAGUUUGAUACACAGAUAAAAUGUGUUCAAGGUUUGUGUCUAUGACACACAAACCUCUAAACAUUUGUUUUGUGAUUCAGGUGAAGGAAGUGUUUCUAGCUCUGCUACACAAAGGAUAUUUAUUGUGAAGGUGGUUCUUAAAUCAUGGCAUUGCACAAAGUUUGAAGUCUACAUAAUACUAUGAUUAAUUGUGCGUUAUUGAAAUUAUCUCAUUUUCACUAUUUGAACACUUCUGCGGUUCUUAAAUACACAACUACAACUUCCUCAAAAAAUGUCAAAUACAUUUGUAAGAACUAAGCUUUGUGUUGUCUUUUGAGAUGACUUCAUGAGUAAGAUUCUAAAAUAACUUUGGAAGACAGUCUGUUGAGGGAUAACUUUUGGAAGAGAGCUGCUGAUAUAUAUGACAUAGAUAUGGGAACAGUGACCAAUUUAGUACUCCAUAGUGAAAAUUCUGGGUGGAAAUAAAUCAUUUUAGGGUUUUCUUCUGGAAACCCUACCAAUUAAAUUGUAUCAUGUUAUUUUAAUAUCUAGAUCCUUUGAAACCAUUCUUUAACGACAUCUCAAUGGUACAAAAAAUAUCAUUUUUCAAGAUGCAGUUUUUUACAGCUCAAGCAGUAUGAGAGUACCCGAGUGGUCCCAGAGUAAUCUAUAGAACAGCAAAAUACAUACUAAUGUCUAAUUAACUGUUUAUUUACGUAAUUCCUUUAAAUUCAAUAAAUGUGUGUUAACUCUUAAGAAGUCUCAUUUGAUGAAAGAAACAUGGUUGGUGAACUGUUAAUAAAGAAAAUCCAGCUAAAAUAAUAUUUUAAUACAUCAGUGUUUUGGUGUGGGGUGCGUCCUUAAUUUCCCUCAAAUAAAAAAAGUCUCUCUCUGGUCUUAGUCCAGGCUUCACGGCACAGAGUUUAUUCA
Pungitius pungitius (ninespine stickleback) is the source of this 1916-nucleotide messenger RNA. It is a transcript of the gene med21, whose product is annotated as mediator complex subunit 21. Gene Ontology annotation, molecular function: transcription coregulator activity. Bases 115 to 552 code for a protein of 145 amino acids. The record is from RefSeq and is a predicted model, not a curated record. The transcript is spliced from 4 exons. Gene Ontology annotation, cellular component: mediator complex. Gene Ontology annotation, biological process: regulation of transcription by RNA polymerase II. Lineage: Eukaryota; Metazoa; Chordata; Actinopteri; Perciformes; Gasterosteidae.